AUGCAACAAGACAUUUUGCAUGCGCAGUCAGAGACCUUGUUUGACCACCACGACAAUAAAGAAAAUAAGCAACAGAAGAAACAGCAGCAGCAGCUAAAUGAUGCUAGUCAAGAAGGCUUACAGGGAGAGCAACAACAGCAACAAAAGGAAGCAGCCGCAGCGGCAGUAGCACCGUCGUUCUCCAUGAUGUGGCCGCCAGCCUUUUAUGAUGACUUUACAACACGAUUUUGGAUGACGUAUAGGCACAACUAUCCACCGAUUCGUCCUUCUUCAUACAAAACAGAUAUCGGAUGGGGUUGCAUGCUUCGUAGCGGACAAAGCUUACUAGCUAAUGCAUUGUUAAUACAUUGCUUAGGAAGAGUAGAUUGGCGAAGGCGAGGAAACGAAAAAGACGUUCAAUAUCUCAAGAUCAUACAAUGGUUUUUGGAUGAACUGUCCCCACGCGCCCCAUUUUCAAUCCACCGAAUUGCGCUAUUAGGAAAACAGCUUGGAAAAAACAUUGGUGAGUGGUUUGGACCUAGCACGAUCAGCCAGGUGAUCCUGGCUUUGGUAUCGGACUUCCCGUCUGCCCAACUAGCCGUUUAUAUUGCAACAGAUGGUGUUGUCUAUCGGAAUGCCGUUGAAGAUGCCGCCACCGGCAAGCGACCACGUGAUGAAUUUCAGUCGAUACUUGUGCUGGUAGCGAUUCGAUUAGGCAUCGAUCAGCUCCAUCCAACUUAUUACCCGGCUUUGAAAGCAUGUUUCCAGCUGCCUUGGUUUGUUGGCAUUGCUGGUGGUCGACCCAAUUCAUCAUUGUACUUCUUAGGCAUGCAAGGUGACGAUCUUAUAUAUAUGGAUCCUCAUUUCUCACGCCCAGCUUUGGAGACCAAGCCUUUGAACGAGUAUGACGAUGAAAGUCUUUCUACAUAUCACUGCACCAUACCACGCAAGAUUCAUAUUUCACAUUUGGAUCCAUCCAUGUUACUUGGAUUUUAUUGCAGAACAAAAGAAGAGUUUGAUGAUUUUUGUAAUCAUAUAACCCAGAUUGCUUCUGUUCAUACGCCUAUUUUCACAAUCGAACAGCAUGCACCUGAAUAUGAUGAGGAUGUGCGCAGUGAAAAUGACUUUGGCAUCAUGAGCGACGAAGAGGAGGAAGAACAACAGCAUGAGGUUAACGAUAGUGACUAA
Messenger RNA from Zychaea mexicana, 1167 nucleotides. RefSeq lists its product as uncharacterized. Lineage: Eukaryota; Fungi; Mucoromycota; Mucoromycetes; Mucorales; Lichtheimiaceae. The record is from RefSeq and is a predicted model, not a curated record. Bases 1 to 1167 code for a protein of 388 amino acids. Gene Ontology annotation, molecular function: protein-phosphatidylethanolamide deconjugating activity. The transcript has 7 exons.